AUGGGUCCUCAAUCAGAGGCAGGCCCCUAUGCCGAAGGUGAAAAUUAUGAUCCUUCACAUUCCGAUGAUGGGGGAAGACUUACAACUGAGAGGGAUAUCACAAUGCAAGAUCAACAUCUACCGAGGCCUAAUGGCCCAGAUAGGAGGAUGAAUGCAUCACCGGCAAACAGCGUGAGUGGUAGAGAAGGUCCCAUGAGAGAGGGGAGUCGCAGACCAAGCAAUGAGCGCACACGAUCACGAACGCGAACUGGGAGGACUGGCAGCGGAUCUUUGAGAUUGUGUAAAAAGUGCGGUGAACCUUUGACAGGUCAAUUUGUACGUGCGCUUGGAGGUACAUUCCAUCUGGAUUGUUUUAGAUGUCGAGAUUGCGGUCAAAUAGUCGCAUCAAAGUUCUUUCCGGUAGACGAAGAAAAUGGCGAAGGACAAUACCCCCUCUGCGAGACUGAUUACUUCCGACGCUUAGAUUUGAUAUGCCACCAAUGUAAUGGUGCACUACGAGGAUCAUAUAUCACCGCCCUCGAGCGCAAAUACCACAUCGACCAUUUCACUUGUUCAGUAUGUCCAACAGUGUUCGGCGCACAAGAUAGUUAUUACGAGCACGAUGGACAAGUUUACUGUCACUACCAUUAUUCGACACGAUUCGCGCAACGAUGUAAUGGAUGCCAAACAGCAAUCUUGAAACAAUUCGUCGAGAUAUUUCGAAAUGGUCAAAAUCAACAUUGGCAUCCUGAAUGUUAUAUGAUCCAUAAAUUUUGGAAUGUUAGGUUGGCAUCUCCGCAGGAUGUACAAGAAAUUCAACAGGAAUCUGAAGAUACGACGAACGAGGAAGAUCGAAAUAAUGUGCGAUUAGAAGAGGAGAGAAUGGAAGAAAAGGUCUACAAAAUCUGGAGUGUGCUGUCGACAUUCGAAGAGUCCUCUGCGGCUUGCAUAUCCGAUAUGCUUCUACAUGUUAGUAACGGUGCAUAUAUGGAUGGGGUGAUGGUGGCAAAGAAGUUCAUAUGGCACGUUGAUAUCCUUUUUUGUUCUGCAGAUAAAUUGGAUGGCAUAAUGAUGAGAGAUGGCUCAAAGGGGCUAUCAUAUUCGCGCGAAGCAAAAUUGUUAUGCAAGAAAAUCGUAGCAUUCUUCUCACUCCUGUCCAAAACUCAGGAGACAGGAGUUCGAAAACUUGGCGUCACACAAGAACUUCUUGCCUUGGUCACUGGUUUGGCCCACUACCUGAAAUUAUUGAUUCGCAUCUGUCUUCAAGGCGCAUUAAAGGUCGAACGAGAUCAAAAGGAUCCAGAAGGCCUUCACCAAUUCCUUGAUGACUUGGGUGAUAUGGAUGCAAUCAAGAAUGAUGAUCGAUCGUUGGAAGCUACCACAGGAACACCUGGACUUUCGGCUCCAAAUUCGGAUUCAUGCAUCAAAUGUCAAAAGCCAAUCGAGGAUGAAUGUGCUCGCUUCGAAGAAAGGAGAUGUCAUUUAACAUGCCUGCAAUGCUCUAAUUGUGAGCGAGAUCUGGCUCAGAACCUCGAGGACAUCAGGUUUGAUGAUGUGGAACAACGGGUAUACUGUUGUAAUUGUCAAAGUCAGUCUUCGGACGUGGUAUCGGGAUUCGUGCGAGUGACGAGGUUGCAACAAUAUGUCUUCCUUCUGCGAGUUGCUUUAGCUCGAUUGCUGGAAAUAUUACGCACCAAAGGUACUCUGCCACAUACUUCGGAUGACCCUAACCUCAAUGGCUACAAUUCGAGUGAGGGCCACAAAGUACCCUCGGAUGACGACCCUCCUAUGUUGAGGACUGAAGCUCGUUCGAAAUCAUUUGGUGGUCCAGUUGAUGAAAGCCCACGUGAAUCAUCCUACGAAAAUACAUUAAAUGACGUAAGACGACUACGAAGUACUCGAAUGGACAAACAUCUGUCUUCUACCAUCAAAAAAGCGAGAACCUCGCGGAUAAUGGAUGGUGUCGACAGUAAGAGGCCAGGCUCUGCAGGAGCUGAUGGAUCGGGUUCGAGGAAUAACGAGUUUCAAGUAGUGGAAGACCGCGAUGGUAAUGGCGAAUCGAGAACUGAAUUAAUGUUCGGUCAUCAAGAUGCUCUUACCCUGGACGAUAUUCCUAGAAUUGUGGCUGCUGAACAAGCAAAGGAACAAAGACCGAAUGCAUAUAAGCAUGCCCGUCAUGAGCUUUUCCGAACAUCUAUUACUGAACCUAAACUCAUCAACGGUCACCAAAGGACUUUUUCUGCCGGUAAUGACCUUGAUGCACAAACACAACGUCAACAACAGAGAGUUGCUGGAAAGAAAUAUUUCUCGGAAUUAUCCGCUUUGGAAUACUUCAUCGUACGUCAUGUUGCAGUUAUCGCUAUGCAACCCAUGCUGGAUGGUCACUUUACUAUGGAAGAACUACUUAACCUGAUCGAGACUAGAAAACCCACUUUCUGGGGUAAGAUGGGUAAAGCUUUCAAAAAUGAUGGCAAGAAGACAGCCGUCAAGAAGAAGGGUGUCUUCGGGAUACCACUUGAUGUUAUUGUCGAAAAGGAUGGUGCCGAGUCGACAGAUGGUGUUGGUCCUGGAGCUCUCAAGAUUCCUGCUCUCGUCGAUGAUGCAAUUGCUGCGAUGAGAAAGAUGGAUCUUUCAGUUGAGGGUGUCUUCAGAAAGAAUGGUAACAUCAGAAAACUUAACGAAACUGUCAAGGAAAUCGAUAGCGGAGGGUGCGAUGCUGUAGAUUUGAGUCGACAAAAUGUCGUACAAGUCGCUGCUCUACUUAAGAAAUACCUUCGAGAUUUACCAGAUCCUUUAUUGACCUUCAAGCUUCACAAUUUAUUUAUCGCAUCGCAAAAGAUUGCCGAUGAAGACAAGAGGCGUCGAGUAUUACAUCUAACAUGUUGUUUGCUUCCAAAGGUACACAGGGACUGCUUGGAGAUUCUCUGUUCCUUCUUCAACUGGGUCGCAUCUUUCCAUCAAGUUGAUGAAGAAUCCGGAUCAAAGAUGGACACUCAUAAUCUUGCCACUGUCAUCGCACCGAAUAUCAUAUACACGAACGCUAAAUCUCCUGUCGAUGAUAAUUUCCUUGCAAUCGAGGUCGUUCACACACUCAUUGAGUGUAACGAGCAAAUGUGUGAAGUACCAGAAGAUCUUCAAUCAAUACUGAAUGAUCCCGUCCUCUUCAAUAACACAUCCGAUAUCACAACCAAAGAAAUUCUUAAACGCUAUGGCGAUAUCAGUGCUUCCGGUGGUGUCAGACACACAGUUGAAACGACUGAAGCGACUGGCCAUAGAGACGGGAAUGGAAGACCAUUAGCUCCAGUGGUCACGAGAGUUGAUGUUGAUCCGGCGAAUACUGCUUGGCAGAAGGAAAGUUCUGUGAGACAUGUGCAAGAUGCGCAAGUUGGCGGGCAAGGGAAUCAGAAUAUGAACCCGAACCGAGAGUGGCAGGGUGGUGAAGGGGCAGAGUUACAACAUCCACCACAGAUUUAUCGAGAGGAAAGGACUAGGACGCCGGAUUUGGGGAAUGGUAAUGGGCAUGGACAUGGACAUGGCGGGGAGAGGAGUGGGGAUAGGGAAAGGGGGGAUAGGAGGGAAUAUAGAAAUUCUAGUAGUGGGUGGGGACCAGGGAGACCACCGCAGAAUGGUGGGGUAGGAGUUACGGGAGCGGGAUGA
Botrytis byssoidea is the source of this 3636-nucleotide messenger RNA. RefSeq lists its product as uncharacterized. Gene Ontology annotation, biological process: actin cytoskeleton organization; signal transduction. Gene Ontology annotation, cellular component: cytoplasm. The transcript has 4 exons. The record is from RefSeq and is a predicted model, not a curated record. Lineage: Eukaryota; Fungi; Ascomycota; Leotiomycetes; Helotiales; Sclerotiniaceae. The coding region runs from base 1 to 3636 and encodes 1211 amino acids.